UUGGUCGGAGGACCAAGGUGCUCGUUCAGACCUCCAGCCCACGUCAUUCGCCUCCGAUUGGCCCAAACCCGCUGUCAGUCAGUGAGACGCAUCUUGCGGACACCGCCGGGUCAUGGCAGGGACUCACGCCGUUUCUGUGCGGGAUGAUUGAAGAGGAGGGAAUUCCAGUUGAACGUGGAGCCACAGGGACCUGGCCCAGUGUCUCCAUCGGUCAGAAGUUGAACUUCACUGGCCCCUGAACGUGGAUGAAGAAACAUAACUUUUGUGUCCAGGCGGCAAGAGAUUUCUAACCUCGGCGUGAUCUGAAAAGCGUCGAGGCGUGCUCGUAGGAAGAACCUCAGCCGGUCACACGGACUGAGAGACGGGGCUCCGACCGUGGGAGGAAGCUUUACCCGGUCACACGGACUGAGAGACGGUGCUCCGACCGUGGGAGGAAGCUUUACCCGGUCACACGGACUGAGAGACGGGGCUCCGACCGUGGGAGGGAGCUUUACCCGGUCACACGGACUGAGAGACGGGGCUCCGAACGUGGGAGGGAGCUUUACCCGGUCACACGGACGGAAAAAAAGAAUCAUUCACGGCACGGAGAAACCACUUGCGUGCUCCGCUUGUUGGCGAGUGUUCAAGCCACCCGCAGAGACGCUCGACGGCAUGGAGAAACUGUGGGAAUGUGGGCACUGUGAAAAGGAAUUCCGAUCUCCGUCCCAGCUGGAAAUUCACCGACGCAGUCACACCGGAGAGAGGCCGUUCGUCUGCCCCGAGUGUGGGAAGGGAUUCACGCAGUCAUCCAACCUCCUGAAGCAUCAGCGAGGGCACACCGGGGAGAGGCCAUUCGCCUGCUCCGAGUGCGGCAAGGCGUUCACCCAGUCCACCAGCUUCGUGGCACACCAGCGGGUUCACACCGGAGAGAGGCCGUUCAGCUGCUUGUUCUGUGGAAAGAAGUUCAGGAAUUCGUCCAACCUGACUGCACACCGGCGCGUUCACAGUGGGGAGAAACCGUUCACUUGCUCUGUGUGUGGGAAGGCAUUCACUCAGUUAUCGAGCUUGUUGACACACCAGCGACUACACACUGAGGAGAAACCGUUCUCCUGCUCACAGUGUGGGAGAGGAUUCAACCAGUCAACCAACCUGCUGACACACCAGCGAGUUCAUACAGGCGAGAGGCCAUUCAGCUGCCCCACUUGUGGGCAGAGAUUCGUUACUUCUUCCAACCUGCUGACUCACCAGCGAGUUCACAGCGGGGAGAGACCGUUUACCUGUUUCGAUUGUGGGAAAGGAUUUAUUCAGUCCUCCACUCUGCUGAUACACCAGCGAGUUCACACCGGGGACAGGCCGUUCACGUGCUCAGAGUGCGGGAAGGGAUUCACUCAGUUGUCCAGCCUUCUGACGCACCAACGAGUCCAUUCCGAGCAGAAACCGUUCACCUGCUCGCAGUGUGGCAAGGGAUUUGUUCAGUCAUCCAAUUUGUUGACCCACCAGAGAGUUCACACCGGGGAGAAACCGUUCAGCUGCUUGCAGUGUGGGAAGGAGUUCAGUACUUCAUCGAACCUGCUGAUGCACCAGCGGCUUCAUAGUGGGGAGAAUAAGCAGAUCAAUAGAAGCUUCUUAAACCGAUAUGGAUAUUUGGAAGUUAUUGAGUUCAGUCAGUACGAGACAGAACCCACAAUGCAGGCGGAGUUGGAAACUGAGGCAGUGGAGGUGACCCCUGACCAAGAGCAAUUACUGUUCAAAACAUCGGGUGUUUCUCUUCAAAUAAAUACUGGCAAAGAGUCAAAAAUAGCCCUGCCAAAGAUUACGCUCAUUUACAUCACCAUUACGAACAACUUAGCGUGGGGAAGCUCAGAAAAAGCUGUACAAUUGGAAUCCAAUGCAGUUUCAGUUUAUGGUUUUCGUUUCUGGUGCGGGGACGGCGGGCUGGGUGAGCCCUCCCGGUUUGGGGACGGCGGGCUGGGUGAGCCCUCCCGGUGCGGGGCCAGCGGCCUGGGUGAGCCCUCCCGGUUUGGGGACGGCGGGCUGGGUGAGCCCUCCCGGUUUGGGGACGGCGGGCUGGGUGAGCCCUCCCGGUUGGGGGACGGCGAGCUGGGUGAGCCCUCCCGGUUUGGGGACGGUGCGCUGGGUGGUUUGGGGACGGCGGGCUGGGUGAGCCCUCCCGGUUUGGGGACGGCGGGCUGGGUGAGCCCUCCCGGUUUGGGGACGGCGGGCUGGGUGAACCCUCCCGGUGUGGGGCCGGCGGGCUGGGUGAGCCCUCCCGGUGUGGGGCCGGCGGGCUGGGCCAUGGCCUCCCCACUGGGCAACCUGCCUUCCCAUGAGGCCAUGGCCUCCCCACUGGGCAACUUGCCUUCCCAUGAGGCCAUGGCCUCCCCACUGGGCAACUUGUCUUCCCAUGAGGCCAUUGCCUCCCCACUGGGCAACUUGCCUUCCCACGAGGCCAUUGUCUCUGACAUCACAGAGAAGGGCGCGCAUGCGCCCUGUGACACCAGCGGCCACCUCAGUGGGGGGCGGGGGCUCAUUCCUGAGUUGCCUCCCAAUAAAAAUGGCGACGACGGUAAGCGGGCCCGUCGCCUCUUUCCUUUCGCUGCAAGCGCAGAACCGGACGUUGCCGAUACGGCUCCGGCAGCCUACCCACGGUGCGGCAAUGACACCUCCCGCUCCCUCACUCACGGGGCCGCCAUGUCUCCUCCUCGACCUUCCGCUCCACCGUCCGCCCCCGACGUCAUUGCGUCAUCCCGGCCCCUGGCUUCUCCUCAAACGCUUGCUCCACAAACGAUUGACUACUGUCACUUACGACCUGUUCGGGGUUCCCAAACCUGGCAAAUAUUUCAUCCUGUCAGUACCAUCGUGGUUUUUGUUGCUGACUUCAUGACGGCCACCUUGGUGUGGGCAUCCACAAUCACCCAGGAACAUCCUCUACUGGUCCCGCAAAAUCAAGUUGAAUCCAGAGCCAGGGUGACUGAAGCCAGUCCCAUGGGUGAAGCCAUCAUUGGCACCUUCCGGAUGUCACGUGCGGGAGAGAUGUUUGCUGCCCAGAGGGACUAUGAGGAGAGACUCCCAUCUGAAGAUGAGCACAUAGACUCUCUGGGAUCUGCAACACACUCACUGCACCUUCCCAAUGAGGAACACUCUCAGCCAAUCCUGGACGUCCAGAUGCAGCCCAGCUCCUCCCAGCCCCCCUUUCACUUCCAUUGGAUGGCGGGCUGCGUGCGACGCGCACGCCAUUGGUUCCGGUCGCUGUCGAUCUGGACAGUCCACAUGCAGCCCCGCCCUCCUUUCACUUCCAUUGGCCGGCCGGACGGCCGCCCGCCCGCCCGCGACGCGCUCGCCAUUGGCCGGGGUCGCUGUCGGUCAGGGACGUCCCGCUGCAGCCCCGGCCUCCGCUCACUCCCAUUGGCUGGCUGGCAGGCAGGCCGGGCCGGCCGCGCUCGCCACUGGUUGGAGUCGCCGUCGCGAGGUGGGGCGCACGCGCGGUCGCCCUGCCAGGUAGGGCGCACGCGCGGUCGCCAUCUUGCCUCGGAACGCGACUCCAAGCUGAUGCCGAUUAAAGCCGUUCGCCCGCAGCCCCAGACGCACUGGAUUUUGAACAUGGAAGAAAAGAACAGUGUUCACAUCAGGGAAAAACCGUACGCAUGUUCUGUGUGUGAACGAAGCUUUACCCAAUCAUCUGGCCUAUCACGACACAAAUGCAGUUCGAAAAGAGAGAAGCCAUGGAAAUGUGUGGACUGUGGGAAGGGAUUCAUUUCACCGUCAGUGCUAGAAAUCCAUCGGCGUGGUCACACAGGGGAGCGACCGUUCAUCUGUUCCACGUGCGGGAAGGGCUUUACUCAGUCAGCCAAUCUGCUGGAGCACCAGCGAGUUCAUACUGGGGCGAGACCAUUCACCUGUCCUGAGUGUGGGAAGAGAUUCACUCAGUCAUCCAACUUGCUGACUCACCAGCGAUCUCACACUGGGAAAAGGCCGUUUACCUGCCCCGAGUGUGAGAAGGGAUUCACUCAACAUUCACACCUGCUGAGGCAUCAGCGGGUUCACACUGGCGAGAGACCCUUUAAGUGCUUGGACUGUGGGAAGUGCUAUAAAAGUUCUGGGGAACUCAUGUCCCAUCAACGUAUUCACACUGAUGAGAAGCCAUUCAGGUGCUCUCAGUGCAGCAUCGGGUUCAAGCACUCAUCUGAUCUCACUGUCCACCGGCGCUGCCACACCGGAGAGAGGCCUUUCACUUGUUCAGAGUGCGGGAAGGGUUUCACUCAAUCUUCGACCCUGUUCAAUCACCAGCGAAUUCAUACCGGGGAGAGACCGUUCCCCUGCUCCAAGUGUGGGAAGAGAUUCACUCGGCCGUCUCACCUGCUAAGUCACCAGCGGGUUCACAUUAGCGAGAGGCCGUUCACCUGCUCAGAGUGCGGAAAGGGGUUUACUCAGUCGUCCAACCUGCUGAGGCAUCAACGAGCUCACAAGUAACUGCAGUGAUUUGAUCUUGCUGUUGAUGACAAAGUUGACCACACCGCCCUGCUCCAAUGCAUCUCGCCUCGUUGCCUGGGUGUGCAGUCUCUAGGUCCCAUUCUUACUGAGCUAACUGUUGACGGAGAGUCUCCUGCAGCAGCUACUCUUCUGCUCCCAUAUGGAUGUCGUUGGUGUCUCCCAGCGAUUUGAUCCUUGCCCCCUCUGUCAAAAAAAAAAAGUAUCAUUGUUAUUUUCUGUAUUUUUGAUUGUGGAUGAAUACGGAAAAAUGUUUCGAAACCAAGGACUGUGGAAGGAAUUGAUGAAUUUACAGAAACAAAUGACUGAAUGUCAUUUUGCGCUUAUUGACAAUGCUGCUAUGUUCAGACUGUGAAGGCAGAUAUUUAUGGAUGGCAGGACACUGGGUUAUGAGAAUGCGCAGAGCGAGAUUUCGCUGGCCUUUGUCAGCUGAUUGGAUUGUUCAAUCAUGGAUGUCAAAGGUCAUCAGCCUGAUGGUAACUCUGCAAUUGGUUCAAGGACAGCUUGUACAGGAUAUAGAGACAGAUCAGUGGGCUACUGGAAGGACUCUGUACUGUAAAAAAUACCUGAAAAAGUUAAAAAUCACACAACACCAGGUUA
Molecule: messenger RNA, 5067 nt
Organism: Chiloscyllium plagiosum (whitespotted bambooshark)
Lineage: Eukaryota; Metazoa; Chordata; Chondrichthyes; Orectolobiformes; Hemiscylliidae
Source: RefSeq, a predicted model, not a curated record